UCUGAAAUCAAUAAAGACAUAGAACAAAGGGCUAGUCAGCCCUGGGCUUGUCUCCAACGCCCCCUACCCCCUGCUUUCCUCCCUCCCUCGCCGUCUGGAGCAUCCUUCCCGGAGGAAAAGCCCCCGAGCUGCUGUGCCCCGUGGGCUCACGUCGGCCUCCCCUUGUCCGCAGGACACGAAAGCUACGUGACCUUCUGCCAGCUGGAGGACGAGGCGGCCUUCACGUGCAGCGCCGACCGCACCAUCAGGAAGUGGGACGUGCUGACGGGGCAGUGCCUGCAGGUGUUCCGGGGACACACGUCCAUUGUGAACAGGAUCCUGGUCACCAACAACCAGCUCUUCAGCAGCUCCUACGACCGGACGGCCCGUGCCUGGAGUGUGGACAAGGGGCAGGUGUCCCGGGAGUUCCGGGGCCACCGCAACUGCGUGCUGACGCUCGCCUACUCUGCCCCCUGGGACCUCCCUGGGGCGCCCUUUGAGGAGGAGGCUGUGGCCGGGGGGCUGCUGGUGACGGGCAGCACGGAUGGAACGGCCAAGGUGUGGCAGGUGGCCAGCGGCUGCUGCCACCAGACACUGCGGGGCCACACAGGUGCCGUGCUGUGCCUGGUGCUGGACACGCCCAGCCACACGGCCUUCACGGGCAGCACAGACACCACCAUCCGCGCCUGGGACAUCCUGAGUGGGGAGCAGCUGCGGGUGUUUCGGGAGCACCAGGGCUCAGUCAUCUGCCUGGAGCUCGCGAACCGGCACGUGUACUCGGGCAGCGCCGACAGGACCGUCAAGUGCUGGCUGGCGGACACGGGGGAGCGAGUGCGCACGUUCACGGCCCACAGACACAGCGUGAGCGCCCUGAAGUACCACGCGGGCACCCUGUUCACGGGCAGCGGGGACGCCCGCGCGCGCGCCUUCGACGCCCAGUCCGGGGCGCUGCAGAGGAGGAUCGCAUGGCGCAAUGAGAAUGGUCGUCUGAGCCGUAAGAGGCUAUGUACCUUUCGAUAG
Miniopterus natalensis is the source of this 999-nucleotide messenger RNA. NCBI's taxonomy places the organism in Eukaryota, Metazoa, Chordata, Mammalia, Chiroptera, Miniopteridae. The record is from RefSeq and is a predicted model, not a curated record.